This is a messenger RNA of Medicago truncatula (barrel medic), 1602 nucleotides long. RefSeq lists its product as uncharacterized. Lineage: Eukaryota; Viridiplantae; Streptophyta; Magnoliopsida; Fabales; Fabaceae. The record is from RefSeq and is a predicted model, not a curated record. The transcript has a single exon. Bases 215 to 1420 code for a protein of 401 amino acids.
AGGAAGAGUGGGGCAAUUUUGAAUCAAGUGGGUAUACAAAAUCAAGACACAUUCAGAUGGUUCAAUUGAGCGAUACAAAGCUCGUCUAGUGGCCAAAGGCUUCACUCAAGAGUAUGGUAUUGAUUAUGAAGAAACUUUUGCUCCUGUGGCUCGCAUUACCUCAGUUCGAACUCUUUUAGCCAUUGCAGCCUCUCGCCAAUGGUCACUUACACAAAUGGAUGUUAAAAAUGCAUUUCUGAAUGGUGAAUUAGAAGAAGAGGUUUAUAUGCGUCCUCCUCCAGGUUAUACUUGUCAGGAAAGCAAAGUUUGUCGUCUUCGUAAGGCACUUUAUGGUCUUAAGCAAGCACCUCGGGCUUGGUUUGCUAAAUUUCACAGUACUCUAAGUCAGUUGGGUUUCUCUUCAAGUCCUCAUGAUUCUGCUCUUUUUACUCGAAAAACAGAAAAUGGUACUAUUGUGUUGCUACUUUAUGUUGAUGACAUGAUUAUUACUGGUAAUGACUCUGUUGGAAUUGUCGAGCUUAAGCAAUUCUUGUUUCAACAUUUUGAGAUGAAGGAUCUUGGACCGUUAAGUUAUUUUUUGGGGCUUGAAGUUUUAUCUUCCAUUGAUGGUUUAUUUCUCUCACAGGCUAAGUAUGCUUCUGAUCUUGUCUCUCGAGCAGGUCUCACUGAUUGUAAAAUUGAGCACACUCCUCUUGAACCAAAUGUUCGAUUUUCUCCUCAAGAUGGUACCUUACUUGACGAUGCAACUCUUUAUCGUCAACUCGUAGGCAGCUUGAUUUACCUUACUGUUACUCGACCAGAUAUCUCUUAUGCUGUUCAUUUAGUUAGUCAAUUCAUGAAUGCCCCACGGAGCACCCAUUAUGCUGCUGUUCUUCGAAUCAUUCGGUAUAUCAAGGGUACUAUGUUUCAUGGUCUUCACUAUUCAGUCACAUCUCCCUUGAUUCUUAGAGCCUACUCUGAUGCAGAUUGGGCAGGUGAUCCUAGUGACCGUCGCUCUACUACUGGUUUUUGUAUUUUUCUUGGAGACUCUCUUAUUUCUUGGCGUAGCAAGAAACAAACUCUGACAGCUCGCUCUAGUACAGAAGCUGAGUAUCGUGCCCUUGCUGAUACUACAUCUGAGAUAUUGUGGCUUCGUUGGCUUCUUGCUGAUUUAGAGACAUCUCAAUCUUCACCUGUUGAUCUUUAUUGUGACAAUCGCAGUGCCAUUCAAAUUGCCCACAAUGAUGUUUUCCAUGAGCGCACUAAGCAUAUAGAGAUUGAUUGUCACUUCAUUCGUCAACAUCUUCUUCGUCAUGAACUACAGCUUGUCUCCAUUGGCACUCUUGACCAGCCAGCUGAUUUGUUUACAAAACCUCAUUCUCCUAGUCGCUUCCGCAUUUUAGUAUCCAAACUCAAGUUGGUCACAAUUCCACCUACUUGAGUUUGAGGGGGGAUGUUACGAUAUUAUAUGAUCUUCUCAUUAUUGUAAUUAAUAUCUCAAUUAUAAUAGGAUCAAUUAGUUUUAUGUGUAAUUGUUUUCCUUGAUUUCUUGUCUCCUAUCGUACAAUAUAUAUAGGAGCACCUUAUUGUAAUUGAGAGCAUUCAGUAAAUAUACAAACAUAU